This is a messenger RNA of Aspergillus saccharolyticus JOP 1030-1, 2161 nucleotides long. Its product is annotated as D-arabinono-1,4-lactone oxidase. NCBI's taxonomy places the organism in Eukaryota, Fungi, Ascomycota, Eurotiomycetes, Eurotiales, Aspergillaceae. Gene Ontology annotation, cellular component: mitochondrion; membrane. The record is from RefSeq and is a predicted model, not a curated record. The coding region runs from base 261 to 1991 and encodes 576 amino acids. The transcript has a single exon. Gene Ontology annotation, molecular function: D-arabinono-1,4-lactone oxidase activity; FAD binding.
AUGUGCAAAUCGACCCACCGCGGCUCGUCAUCGGCCGUUGAUUUUCUUUUCCUCCCCGCGCCGGCUUUAAUUUCUCCCCUCAAGCGUCGCCGGCUUUCGCCUUCAUCUUUUCCCACUGGUUCUUCUCUUCCGUCCUCUUCCUUUCCUCCCUUCCUGUCCAUUGUUGCAAGAGACUGUGUUGUCUCUUUUUGAUCCAACCUCAAUAUGCCUUGAUUGAUCCUUUAACCAGAGACCAUAACCAGCAGCAUCUCACCCUUAUAAUGGACCCCGCUGUCGUUCGCGAAUUGUCGCGGCUCGACCCCGCGGUGCCCUUUCGCUCCACCACCGAUCAUUUGCAUCACACCUGGGCCAAGACCUUCUUUUCCCGACCGGAGCUCUACCUCCGUCCCCAGUCUCUGGCCGAGAUCCAGAAACUCGUCAACGUCGCCCGUCACUGUCGCCGUCGUCUCGUCACCGUGGGCAGCGGUCACUCCCCCUCCGAUCUGACCUGCACCUCUUCCUGGCUCGUCAACCUCGAUGAUUUCAGUCGCGUGUUGGACGUGUCGCCCGAGACCGGCGUGAUCACGGUGCAAGCUGGUAUCCGCCUGAGAGAUCUAGGGAAACAGUUGGAGAAGCAUGGCCUGACCCUGUCAAACCUUGGCAGUAUCGAUAGUCAGUCAAUUGCGGGGGUCAUCUCGACCGGGACACACGGAAGCUCCUUACAGCAUGGUCUGAUCUCCGAAUGCAUUCUGUCGCUGACGCUGGUGCUGGCCAACGGCCAACUGGUGCGGUGCAGUCCCACGAACAAUUCCGACCUCUUCCGCGCCGCCCUGAUCUCCCUCGGCGCCCUGGGCAUCAUUGUCGAGGUAACCCUGCAAGCCGAGCCCACGUUCAAAGUCGCGUGGCGACAGUCGCGCCGGAAGCUCUCGAGCGUGUUGGCCGAGUGGUCGACUGGGUUGUGGACCACACAUGAGUUCGUCCGGGUUUGGUGGAUGCCGUACGAGAAGAGCGCGGUCGUUUGGCAUGCAGACAAGACCGAUCUACCGCUGCGUCCUCCACCAAAGACGUUCUAUGGGGAGACGAUCGGCUAUCACGUUUAUCACAAUUUGCUGGCCCUGGCCAACUACUUCCCUCGCAUCUUACCCUGGGUGGAGUGGUUUGUCUUCGGCUUGCAGUAUGGGUUCAAGGAAGAGACUAGGGUCACGGAAGCCGUGGAGCCAGCUCGCGAGGGCCUGCUCAUGAACUGUCUUUACUCGCAGUUCGUCAAUGAGUGGGCUCUGCCGUUGGAGAAGGGCCCGGAGGCCAUCACCCGGCUCUCGGCUUGGUUAAAUGGCGAUGUUGAAACGGCACGUAUCCCAUUCUCGGUUGAGGGGCUCUGGGUGCAUUGUCCGAUCGAAGUCAGAGUUGCGGAUUCUACGCUCAAUAAGAACCCUCGUCCUUUCCUUGAUCCUAGUUGCUCCGACGGGCCGACCCUGUAUCUAAAUGCAACUCUCUAUCGUCCUUACCAUCGGGAUCCUCCCUGCACCGCUCGCUACUACGAGGCUUUUGAGUGGCUUAUGCGUGAGAUGGGAGCCAGACCGCACUGGGCCAAGAACUUUGUUGCAACGCGCGAUGAGCUGAGGCAGCUGUACGGUGACGGCAUGGACAGCUGGAUGAAGGUGCGUCAGGAUGUUGACCCGAACGGUAUGUUCUUGGGCGAGUGGCACCAUCGUAAUCUGGACUUGUCUGUUGGUGACUCAAAGGCUACGGAAGAAGAUCUCCCUCUCCUGGAACGGGAGAGGACUCGCCGGAAGGCAGGUGUCCGUGGGGCGGGUGACGGCGUGGAGUGGUUUGGUGACAAGCGUUGGCAAACGAAGCAAGCUGUAUCCUUGUCCCUCGUUGAAAAGGAGCGGCCGUUUACUUCGGUGGAGAGCACAGGUCUGAGUCCUCCCACAACAGCAGCUAGUGAUGAAAGUUUCGACCUUCUUGCAUCUGGUGAGGCUAGUAUUGUUCUCCCUGAUCGCCACUUGUGAGUCCCCAGGAUCAGGAAUUCUGAGUUAGGGAGAAGCAAACGACUAUAAGCGCGGUAACCGCUGCUGAUCAAGGGUGGUGGGACAAAAUGAGUAAGCCAAUAGCUUCGGUGGGCUGGUGAUCACCUUGAACAAUUUUAUGUACUUUUCAUUGUAUAUUCCUGCCUUUGAUG